This is a messenger RNA of Pogoniulus pusillus (Red-fronted tinkerbird), 2886 nucleotides long. RefSeq names its product coagulation factor XIII A chain (gene F13A1). Gene Ontology annotation, molecular function: protein-glutamine gamma-glutamyltransferase activity. Gene Ontology annotation, biological process: peptide cross-linking; blood coagulation, fibrin clot formation. Bases 199 to 2400 code for a protein of 733 amino acids. The transcript is spliced from 16 exons. The record is from RefSeq and is a predicted model, not a curated record. NCBI's taxonomy places the organism in Eukaryota, Metazoa, Chordata, Aves, Piciformes, Lybiidae.
CUCCCCUUUUUAACCUGCCCCAGAAGAGGCAGAAGCCCCAAGCUGUGCCCAUCUGGGCAGAGGAUUCCUCCUCCUCUCAUGGCUGCCUUACAGAAGAGGAACUUCAGUUUCUGGGAGACAGUUGUUGUAGCAGAGGAAGGGGAAAGACAGACUUGACCAUUGAAGAAGGGAUGAAGUUCUGAGAAGACAACGGAAAGGAUGUCUGAAAGAGCAAGCAGCAGCCAGGAGAGGAAACCUCCUGUGAAUGGGAGAAGAACAUCAAGCAACUCCAAUGAUGAAGAAAAUGAAGUGCCUGAGAUGGAGGCUUUUGGAUUGAUACCUAGAGGAUUUAAUCCAAGAGACUACCUGCAGGUUGUGGACAUUCAGAUGUUCAAGGAGCCCCACGAGGUCAAUAAGGAGCAGCAUCACACCGACAAGUUCUACAACCCCAAGCUGAUCGUGCGUCGGGGACAGCCUUUCCAAAUCCAGAUCGAUUUCAACCGGCCCUACAAGCCAGAGACAGACCAGUUCUGGCUGGAGUAUUUGAUAGGUCGCUACCCAGAGCAGAACAAAGGCACCUACAUCCCAGUCGUAGUAGGUAACGUGCUGAAACCUGGUGAGUGGGGAGCCAAGAUCACCCACAAGGAGAACAACUCCAUUCGCCUGUCCAUCAUGUCUUCUGCCACCUGCAUCAUCGGGAAGUUUCGCUUGUAUGUUGCUGUCUGGACUCCUUUUGGCAUUCUCCGGACACGCAGGAACUCAGCAACCGACACUUACAUCCUCUUCAACCCCUGGUGCCAGGAGGAUGCUGUGUACCUGGAUGAUGAGAAGGAAAGGGAAGAAUACGUUCUGAAUGACGUGGGUGUUGUUUUCCACGGAGACAUCAAUGACGUAAAAACAAGGAGCUGGAGUUACGGCCAGUUUGAAGAAAACGUUCUGGAUGCUUGCCUGUUCCUGAUGGACAAAGCAGAACUGGAGCUCUCUGGGCGCGGAAACCCUAUCAAAAUCUGCCGUGUUGCCUCUGCAGUGAUCAACUCCAGGGAUGAUAACGGUGUGAUUGCUGGAUCCUGGGACAAUACAUACACUUAUGGUGUUGCACCUUCAGCCUGGACAGGAAGCGUGGACAUUCUCUUGGAGUAUUACAGCUCUAAGCAGCCUGUAAAAUAUGGCCAGUGCUGGGUCUUUGCUGGUGUCUUCAACACAUUUCUGAGGUGCUUGGGGAUACCUGCAAGGCUUGUGACCACCUAUUCUUCUGCUCAUGAUAACAAUGCCAAUUUACAACUGGACUUCUUUGUGGAUGACGAAGGGAAAGUGGACACCAAACUUACAAAGGACUCAGUCUGGAACUAUCACUGCUGGAAUGAAGCUUGGAUGACCAGACCUGAUCUUCCUAUUGGUUUUGGAGGAUGGCAAGUUGUUGAUGGAACACCCCAAGAAACCAGUGAUGGUAUGUACAGAUGUGGCCCAGCCUCGGUUCAAGCUAUUAAACAUGGGCACGUUUGCUUCCAGUUUGAUGCUCCUUUUGUCUACGCUGAGGUGAAUGGUGAUAUUGUUUACUUAAGAAGGGAGAAAAAUGGAGCCCAAGUGAUAGAAAAUAUUGACACAAGCCAUGUUGGGCAGUUGAUUGUGACCAAGGAAGUUGGAGGGGAUGGAAUGAUGGACAUUACUGAAGACUACAAGUUCCGAGAAGGCUCAGAGGAGGAGAGACUGGCUCUUGAGACUGCUGUGAUGUACGGCGUUAAAAGGCAAAUCACCCAAGAUACCACUUACCAGCCACAAAAGGAUGUGGACAUGGACUUCCAAGUGCAAAAGGCAGUCAUUGGCAGUGACUUUAAAGUCACCAUCACUUUCAGAAAUAGAAGUCACAACUAUUACACUGCUACUGCCUACCUUUCAGGCAACAUAGUGUUUUAUACAGGAGUGACAAAAAAUGAAUUCAAGAAACACUCCUUCAGUGCAAAACUGCAACCCUCUUCAUCCAGUGCUUUUGAUGUUGCCAUCAAAUCGAGUGAGUACUUGAGCGACCUGCUGGACCAAGCCUCCUUUCAUUUCUUUGUGACUGCACGGAUCAACGAAACAGGGAAGAUACUGGCAGUGCAGAAGGCAACAGCCCUGAUAAUUCCAGGCCUGAGGAUCAAGACCCAAGGUGAGAUGGUAGCUGGCAAACAAAUGUCUGUGGCUGUGGAAUUCACCAAUCCUCUGACACAAACCCUGGAGAAUGUCACACUUCGCCUUGAGGCACCUGGCAUGCUGAGAACAACAAAGCAGCAGUUCAGGCAAAUCCCACCCAACUCUACCUUGAUCUGGGAAGUAAAAUUUACCCCCAGACAGCCAGGGCUACGGAAGCUGAUUGCAAGCUUGAAUUGUGAUGCUUUGAGGCAUGUGUAUGGUGAGCUGAACAUCCAGAUUCAGAAACCAUGAAGCAAGAUGAUGCCCUUAUCUCUCAUUUCAAAAUAUCACAGGGCAGGGCAGGAGGGAGGAAGAGGUAGAAGUCAGCUUAUUUGAAGUUUGGUCAUCCUUGUGCUGAAUACAAUUUGAUUAACUAAUUGGUUAGGCUGGGGAGAGAACGAAGAAGCACCUGAAUAUUGAAGGAUUUAAAACGUGAUACAUGUAAUUAAAGGCAAUUCUAGGCCAUGCUAGUCCUCUAUUUCACUAUUAUUUGUGCUAUAUUGCAUUAGUGCUGCAAAUGAAUCUGAAAAGCUCCUUUCACCAAAGUAGUCUGAACUUUAAUUUUAAUUAAGGCCUGAUAUUUCACUGAAAAACAACAGAAAAAAAUCCACCACCAAAAACUCUCUUAUAAAUCACUACUCUAUGACUCCAGAAUAUAAACCUGCUUUUCACUCCAGGCUUUUUAUCACUCCAGUGCACUAAGAAUUUAAAAUAAAGCAUGUUUUACUCCUGACUGCA